AUGGCACCAUCCGCAACAGGACACGCGAACGGCGCGGUGCCCCGCAUCCUCGUUCCGGAGAAGGUCUCGCCAGACGGGCUCUCGCUGCUGCAGGACGCGCACUUCGAGGUUGACGUGCGCCCGGGCCUGGCGCCCGCGGACCUCCUGUCGCUGAUCCCGUCAUACCAGGCCCUCAUCGUCCGCUCCGAGACAAAGGUCACGGCGGAGGUGCUCGCCACGGCGGGCAAGCUCCGGGUCGUGGCGCGGGCGGGUGUGGGCGUCGACAAUAUCGACGUGGAGGCCGCGACGGCGCACGGCAUCAUUGUGGUUAACUCGCCGGCGGGUAAUAUCGUCGCGGCUGCGGAGCACACCAUCGCGCUGCUCCUGGCCACGGCGCGCAACGUGGGUAGGGCGGACACGGGUGUCAAGAGCGGUAAGUGGGAGCGGGGCAAGCUCGUGGGCGUCGAGGUAGCGCGCAAGGUACUGGGCAUCGUGGGGCUGGGCAAGGUGGGCAUGAAGGUCGCCCGCAUGGCGAUCGGUCUGGGGAUGAAGGUUGUGGGCGUCGACCCGUACAUGAGCGCAGACGUCGCGCGGCAGAACGGGGUGGAGACGGUGGGCUCGCUCGAGGAGAUGCUGCCGCAGGUUGAUUUCCUGACCAUCCACACGCCCCUGAUCGCCAGCACGCUGAACCUGCUGGGCGAGAAGGAGUUCCAGUCGAUGAAGAAGACGGCGAGGGUGCUCAACGUCGCGAGGGGCGGCAUCUACAACGAGGAGGCGCUCGUCAUGGCGCUGGACGAGGGGUGGAUCGCCGGCGCCGGCAUCGACGUCUUCACGAGCGAGCCCCCGAAGCCUGGCUCGACGGCGGAGAAGCUCUCGCAGCACCCCAAGUGCGUCGCGACACCGCACCUGGGCGCAUCGACGGUCGAGGCGCAGGAGAACGUCUCGCUGGACGUGUGCACGCAGGUGGUCGAGGUGCUGCGCGGCGGCCUGCCCACGGCGGCUGUGAAUGCGCCGCUGAUCCUGCCGGAGGAGUACCGCAAGCUGCAGCCGUACGUGCGGCUGGUGGAGCGGAUGGGCGGGCUGUACACUCAGCACUUCGUGGGCCGGCGCGGCGGCAUGAUCGGCGGGCGGAAAUUCGAGCUGCGGUAUCAGGGCGAGCUGGCGGGCGUGUCCAACACACGGCCGCUGUACGCUGCGCUCGUCAAGGGCCUGACCAGCAGCAUCAGUGAUAGCGGCGGCCGGGACGUCAACAUCGUCAACGCGGGGCUGAUCGCCAAGGACAAGGGCAUCGCCAUCAACGAGACGCACGCGCGCGAGGGCGGCAGGGAGGAGCUGGUGUACGCGUCGCUGGUGACGCUGCGGUCGUCGCAGAACGGCGGCGGUCCGGGACAAGACGACGACGCGGAGCAGGUGAUCGAGGGCUACGUGAGCGGGACGGAGGUGCAGAUCAGCCGGCUGGACCGGUUCACCUGCAGCUUCGCGCCCGAGGGCACGCUGCUGGUGCUGCACAACUACGACGAGCCGGGCAAGGUUGGCAACGUGGGUAUGAUCCUGGGCCGGUUUGGAAUUAAUGUUACGUUCAUGCAGGUGGCGGCGCUGGACAAGAAGGCUGCUGUGCCGACGGCGGCCGGAGACGGCACUGCGGGGGUGAAGAAGAGGAAGGGGGGCAAUGAGGCGUUGAUGAUCCUCGGGGUGGACGGGGAGGUCACCAAGGAGGUGCUCGAGGACCUGGGACGGGCCGAGGGCAUCCUGGAUGUCAACCUCGUGAGGCUCUGA
Messenger RNA from Diaporthe citri, 1755 nucleotides. RefSeq lists its product as uncharacterized. The coding region runs from base 1 to 1755 and encodes 584 amino acids. Gene Ontology annotation, molecular function: phosphoglycerate dehydrogenase activity; NAD binding. Gene Ontology annotation, biological process: L-serine biosynthetic process. The record is from RefSeq and is a predicted model, not a curated record. The transcript has a single exon. NCBI's taxonomy places the organism in Eukaryota, Fungi, Ascomycota, Sordariomycetes, Diaporthales, Diaporthaceae.